Molecule: messenger RNA, 4973 nt
Organism: Lagopus muta (rock ptarmigan)
Lineage: Eukaryota; Metazoa; Chordata; Aves; Galliformes; Phasianidae
Gene: OGFOD1
Product: 2-oxoglutarate and iron dependent oxygenase domain containing 1
Exons: 13
Coding region: 15-1628 (537 amino acids)
Biological process (GO): peptidyl-proline hydroxylation; regulation of translational termination
Cellular component (GO): cytoplasm
Molecular function (GO): peptidyl-proline dioxygenase activity; iron ion binding; L-ascorbic acid binding
Source: RefSeq, a predicted model, not a curated record
CGGAGAGCGGCAGUAUGGGAGCCAAGCGGCGCGGCGCGGCGGGCGGCCGUAGCGGGGAGAAGCGCGGGCGGCGAGAGGUUGCCGCCGAGCUGUGUGCUGCCCUCGGCGACGCGGCGCUACGGGAGCGGGCGGCAGCGGCUUGGGACGGCGGAGAGCCGCUCCGACACGAGGCCGUGGUGGUGGAGCAGGCCCCGUUCCGGCAUGGCGUGGUGCGCGGCCUCCUGGCUAGCCCAGCCUUCGCGGCGGCGUUGGGCGACGAGCUGCUGUGCCUGGGCUUCCGAGAGCGGCGGAACGACUUGCUGUCCCUGCGGCAGUCCGAGGAGCUGGGGGCCAGGCCGGAGCCCCACGUCAGUGCACUGAGGCGGGCGCUGAGCGGGACCCUGCGGGUGUGGCUGGAGGCUGUCACCCACAUCGAGCUGGAGCCUUCCAUCGACAUCUCCUGCGCCAAGUAUGAGAGCACAGAUGUACUGCUGUGCCACGACGAUGAGCUGGAAGGCCGGAGAAUUGCUUUCAUUCUGUACCUCGUGCCGCCCUGGGAGAAAAGCGAUGGGGGAACGCUGGACCUCUUUAGCACAGAUGAACACUUUCAGCCACAGCAAGUCAUGAAGUCGUUGAUGCCUUCGUGGAACACACUGGUUUUCUUUGAAGUGUCUCCAGUCUCUUUCCACCAGGUGUCAGAGAUUCUGUCGGAGGAGAAGUGCCGCCUGUCAGUGAGCGGCUGGUUUCACGGCCCCCCGGUGGAGCGCCCUGCACGCUACCUUGAAGCUCCCUUGCCCAGGAGCCCACAUGUCCCUUAUGAUCAUGAAAUCUUGUAUGAGUGGGUCAAUGUAGUUUAUUUGGACAUGGACUCCCAAGCUCAAAUCCAGGAGGAAUUUGAGGAGCGAUCAGAAAUUCUCCUGAAGGAUUUUCUUAAGAAAGAGAAAUUUCAACUUCUGUGCGAAGCUUUGGAGAACAAAGACAUCCAGUGGAGCAGUCGGGGGCCUCCCAAUAAAAGGCUCUAUGAAACAGCAGAGGAAGACAGCCUCCCUGACAUCCUGAAGAACUUCCUGCAGUUCUUGCGCUCAGAGGCACUGUUUUUAUUGCUUUCCAACUUCACUGGUCUAAAGCUGCACUUCCUGGCCCCCUCAGAUGAGGAUGCUGGGGAAGGAAAAGCAGCAGACAGUGCUGGGCACAGCAGUUCCAAAACCGAGGAGGAAGAGACUGAACAGCGGGCUGAUAGCAGUACCAGUCAGCCAGACCAGCCUGACAACAUCUCUGAGGCACAAGACAGUGAGACACAGAAUGGGUCGAGUACCCCGAUGUGUGCAGGGGAGCUGCGGCGCUGGACCAAGGGGCAUUAUACUCUAGUCCAUGACAAUCAAGCAACCGAAUUUGCUCUUGACCUGCUCUUCUACUGUGGCUGUGAAGACUGGGAUCCAGAGUAUGGUGGCUUUACUUCCUACAUUGCUAAAGGUGAAGAUGAAGAGCUGUUGACUGUGAAUCCAGAGGACAACUGCUUGGCCCUGGUAUACAGAGACAAAGAAACGAUGAAGUUUGUGAAAUACAUCAAUCAUCGCAGCUUGGCACGCCUGAAAAAGCACCCGAGCAGAAGAGGAUUUUGGGAUUUCUCAUUUGUCUAUUACGAGUGAUGGCACAGUGACCAUCACACACUUAAAAUGGUGGUGGUGGCUUUGGGGCAGGGCUGUGUGCAAGUGUUCAGCUGGGCCUGCCUGAGCCCAGGCCAACCUUCCUGAUGCUAACUUGAUCAUGCUGUAUGUGAACUAUUCCCUAUUUAGGGGUCCAGUGACUUUUUUAUUAAGUGGAAAUCAUGUCUCCUCCUGACUUGUUUGCACUCUUAGCCACUUGUAAUGGUACAUGGAGGGUGCCAGCCCCGUGUGACUGACGGCUUCCCAGCCCUUCUCUUGUGGAAGUGAGAUGUGUGGGACGAGUCUCUCCUCUGGAAGGGUGAAAACUACAAGCACGCAUGGCCCCAAGUUAAUGACUCCUGUGUUGUUUUUGUUUUUUAAUAAGAGGUCAGUUAAAUCCUUCAAACUGUAGUUGAGCAAGUUCUGUUACAAAAUACGCAGGGCAUUUUCUGGAAUUUAAGUGUGUUCACCUUUUGUAGUGGCAGAAAUAAAGGAGCUGCCCAGGGAAAUAGGUGUACAGCUCUGUGGAAUCGUGAAGGAAGAAAGUCAGGCUGUAAAGCUGCUGGCAUUGGCAGCCUGGCCUUGGCACUCUAACAGGAGCAUGACUUCAUUAUGCUAAAUGCUGUGCAGACAAACCCAGAUGGAGCCCUUACUCCUGUGAGUUUACAAGUUAAGCAGUAGAUGAAAGAAGAGACCUGCUCCUAUAUUCUUUGUCUGUGUCUAUACUUGAACAGCUCUGUGCUUCAAAUCUGAAAGAGCUGUGGCUGCAGUCUCAGAUCAGGAGAGGCUGGGCUGGUAGCAGGAACUGCCAACUUGCCUCUUUUGGCUCAUUCUCCACAGCAGGAGGGCUGCCAACAGCGCAUCCUCUUGUCCAUUUCCAGCUCUGUCCUGCAGUCUGCUGGGCUCUGGCGUGGCUUCUGUCACUGGAAAUGGGCUGCUCAGAUCCUUCCAGCUAACAGGUAUCAAAGGAAGAUGGCCAGCUGGACAGCAAGCACCAUGCUGUAGGCUUGGCCCUGGCAUGCAUGCACUUGCCUAAAAUUUUUCUGCACUCAGGAGAAACACAGGUGUACUUUCAGAUCACCCAAGCUGGGCACACUGGGAAUUGUAUGCAUUUUCAUUUCCUUCUGCCUUUUUUUGGUCCCAGAGGGUGAGCUGCUCACAGCCUGCCACCACUCCGGUUCCAGGUCCAAUGUCACUGGCAACAGAGGUGGUGUGAGAGCACAGCCAGCAGCAGAGCACCAGCAAGCUCCAAGUAAGGCAAGUUGUGUUGGCACAGGCAUUGGGGCAUGACUUCAUGACUGCCUUCUGAAACGGAUUAGGAAGCACGUAGGCUUGGGAGACUUACGUGACCUUGUUCAUUCUGCCUUGUUUCCCUAAGCUGGCUCCUCUGUGUGCUGCAGACUUUCCUGCACUCUUUUAACGUUCCUUUGCUGUUCUAAGCUGCUUACAAAGACAAGGGGAUGAACCUAGAAACAUGCUGCAAAGAGUGUAGAACUCUUUAUGAAUUACUAAUUUAAGUUAAUUUCUGAAGCACUCUCCUACCAUUGUGAGCAACAGCUUUUAGGGGACAAAAACCCUUAACUCUGAGCUGCUACAGCAGAAAAAUCCCAGUCACUGGAGUUCUCAAAAUCAAAAAUGUUUGGGUGGUUUCAAAGAAAGGUUACAGAUAGCACAGCCACUCAUGGUACAGUCACCUAGGCAAAGCUGGGAGUAAGUUAAUUAACAAAAAGAAACAGCAUGUUCUUCUGCAUCGUCAGCCUGAGAGUGGUGAGGCUUGGAACAGCCUACCAUAAGACUGCGCCUUUUGAAGCUUUCUGCUUUUUAAUAAUAAAUAAUGCACUAGAGGGCACACCAGCCCCUACUCGAGCAAGGCGGUUAUGGAGCCCAUGAUGCAGGGAAACACCCUUCUGCCACAGGAGACUGAGAUGAAGCAACCUACAAAGCAACAUUUGCAGUUAGCAUUAAAAAAAAGAACAACAAUGGAGCAGGUAAGCGAUUAACAUGGCACAGCAUGAGCAGCUGAGAGCAGCUUUGUGCAAGACAGCCCCAGUUAGCAGCUCAGCCCUGCGAGGAUGCAUGCGUGGCUGCAGCGGGAAGCCUGCUGCUCUAUGCAGGGCACAGCAGCUUCUGUUACCCAAGAGCUGAGUUAUUCCAGUGCUUCACAACACGUUUCUCAGGAUCUGGUUGUUAACAGGACUGGAAACAGAAGCAAUUUGAUGCGGCUUAACUUGAGACCAGGCUGAGGGAAUGAUUUGUGCAGUCAUAAACACAGAAAUAAGUGCUGACACAAGGAAUGGACUGCAUCAGGAUUAGCCGAGGUGAACAGCAAUCCCUGGGAUUUAGAGAAAGUGUGGCUAACAUGAAGUAACCUGUUGCCAGCUGUCAGUCCCCAUUGCUUUGUUUGCUCAGCUCCAAACCAGAACCUGAAUUAGGUCAUGGAAAAUCCCUGGUACGCAGCUCCCUGGUGAGGGCACAGAUCCAGCAUGGCACUGCUGCAGCAUGCUGCUCAGGUGCAAAGGGACCCCGUGGGGAAGGCAGAUGCCUUUAAGCAGCUUCAGUGCAGGGCAGAAUUCCAGGCAGGUGCUGAAUGCCACGGAGCACCAUGGAGUAAACCUGAGUCCUGAGGCACGGUGCCCUCCAAGCAGCCUUCCCAUGAACCUCCAGCAACAAACAGUUCUUGUGUGAUUUUGGAGGUUAUUCUGUUGUUGACCAGCGGUUUAAUGGCUGUAAACAACUCCCCUCCCCUCCCUGAGAGCUGGAUACUACGCAACAGCCCUGGAGGACUGACCCUUCCCAGCACAGACUGUUGGCCAAUGACUUCUUGGUGCAGGUUCAGCUGGGCACCGUGCUUAUGUCAACUUGCUGCUGUGUGCCAGCCAAGGGCUGCUUUAUGUCAACAUGCGACUGCAAGCCUUGGUGCAUCACUUCAGCUUCCUGGAUGCAGAUUUCACAUUUGGCAAAGAUGAGAGCUGUUUUUACCGGAAAAUAAAUGACAAGCUUGGUGUUGGAGGAAAUCAGCCGCAGCGCAGGUCUGGACUGUGACCCAGAGACUGACAAGCACUGCAGACAGGCUGCCAAGAGCAAAACAGAGCUGGGACUGGAAGUGCCUGGUGAGCAACCCUGGAAAUUAGGCUGAUGGGAAAGCUGCUUUCUGAUCACAGGCUCUCUGAUCACUGAAUGGACUACAGAAAUGUUACCAAGCAAGCAUUAAGGUUUCGAACAUAAAGAGCAAAAGAAGAGCUGGAAACAGUGGGAACAAGUACAGCAAGUGGCAGAAAGCCUGAGAGUUGUGCCAGGAGACUGUUCCAUAAUCAAGGCUUACAGUUUGCUCGCUUAGAACAGCAUGGG